UUGUCUGCUUCAAGUCGUCCGCCAUGACAGCUGCGCCACUGAAUACACAGAAAUCUCGCGUUAUCUCGUUGCCUCACGUUCAGCCCAAAAUGGCCUCCAAAAAUAUUGUUAACAUUGUUAGAACAAAAUUGUUUCUUUUCAAUAUCAAGCGUUCUGCAGUGCAUCACAGCCAACGUUGUACCAUUUACAGCAGAAUUACUGAGGAUGCUGAAGAUGAAGAGUUUAAAGUUUUAAACAUUUUAAGAGACAAAGAAGAGGAUGACUUUUUUAGCAAGAAGGAAGUAGAGAAGAAACGUAACAUUACCCGAGCAGAUUGUAUGCAUACUGAUCAGGAUUGGACGGAUGUUUGGCCAACAAAGGCGCCAUUCCGUUAUGGUUCUGUUCCUAUACCAGUCAGACAGGGUUAUAGAAAGAGGGAAAACCGUCUUACUCCAGGAAAAUAUGGCAACACAGAAUUGAUGAAAAUCCCAAAUUUUCUACAUCUGACACCUCCCCACAUUAAAAAGCACUGCCAGGCCAUUAAAAAAUUUUGUACAAAGUUUCCAGAGGAACUGAAGAAUCAAGAGGUCCGAAAGGUCAAUUUUCCCAUUGAGGUCGUGACCUCUGAUUAUGUGACCUGUGGGACAUCAAUAAGAGAUUCAAGGUCACGGGAGGUCACAGUCAAUGUUAAUUUAUCUGUUCUGAAAAUGGAUGAACAUACAUCAAUAAAAAUGAAAAAGUUGGCUGGAGACAAAUUUGAUCAAGAGGAUCAGACAUUACAACUGAAGUCUGACAGGUGUCCACUCCGGAAACAAAACUAUGACUUUAACAUCUAUACACUGACAGCAUUGUAUUAUGAGUCAAAUGUAACAGAACCCUGGGAGGAAGAUAUGGAGGAGUCUGAUUGGGUGGAAUAUCAAUGGGACAAAACACAGUCCAGAAAUAAGAUCCUCCGACUAAAGAAUAAAAUACAGCAGAUUGAUAGUGGCCAGAAGGAAAUGGGAGAGGAUCCAGGUGUUUCUGUGGUGGAGGAUGAUUCUGCUAUCCAGGAUUAUAAAACUGCUUACUCUGACUUGAAAGACAAGGGAGAUAACACAGACACACUUAAUGCUUACAAACAAUCCGUGUUAAAACUUCUAAACUUAUAGAUAAUAAAAGGUGUGAAAAGUUUU
Molecule: messenger RNA, 1151 nt
Organism: Saccostrea echinata
Lineage: Eukaryota; Metazoa; Mollusca; Bivalvia; Ostreida; Ostreidae
Product: small ribosomal subunit protein mS35-like
Exons: 9
Coding region: 24-1127 (367 amino acids)
Biological process (GO): mitochondrial translation
Cellular component (GO): mitochondrial small ribosomal subunit
Molecular function (GO): structural constituent of ribosome
Source: RefSeq, a predicted model, not a curated record